AUCAUAUCGGUUUUCUCUUCUUCGUUCUCUCCCCCUCUCUUCUCCAAAACCAAAACCCAAUCUCUCUCUCAUUCCCUCGUCACAGUUGACUCUGAAACCCAUUCACACACACACACACAAGCACACGCAGUUGAGAGAAGAAGAAGAAUGGGGGAAGGGAGAGAAGGAGAUUGGGAGUGCAGCAGUUGCAACAACCGCAACUACGCUUUCAGAUCAUUCUGCAAUCGAUGCAAGCAACCCCGUCUCCUCGUUGAUACCAAAACCCCUGCUGAUUCCAAGUGGCUCCCUCGUAUUGGUGAUUGGAUCUGCACCGGUUGCACUAACAACAAUUAUGCAUCAAGAGAGAAGUGCAAGAAGUGUGGACAACCAAAGGAGGUAGCAGCCAUGCCAGCAGUUGCAAUGACCGGAGCAUCUUUCCCCCCUUAUCCGCAUUAUGUUUCCAGGGCUCCAGGAGGACCAGCACAAAAGAUGAACAUUGGAUUCAAUGGAUUGAUCGGAAAUGGUGUGCUACCGCAGCCACUGCAUUUAAACUCCAAUUGGCCUGUUACCGGAGCAGAUAAGUAUGGUGUCCAUCCAGUUUCCAUGUGGCUACCUGGUGGAAAUUAUAGUUCUGGACAUCCUUAUGUAAACCCCUCCAGCCAGGACCUAUCUAUUGCGAAAGGAUGGCGCAAUGGGGACUGGAUCUGUAACUGUGGUUUCCAUAACUACUCAUCACGCUCACAGUGUAAAAAGUGUGAUGCUUUUCCACCUGCACUUGGGACAAAACGAUUAGCUUCUGAAGAAUUGGUUUAUGACUGGGACAACAAGAGAUUGAAUGUAGGAACUACAAAUGAUCGGCAGCACACAUUUACAAGUUUAGAGCAAGCAGUGGGGAACAGCGCAGAUCCUAAACCUGGAGUAUUCCCUUCUUAUCCCGGUAUAAACUCAAGUACCGCUCCAAGUUUGCCAAUGCCCCAAUUGCUUCCACCUCAAGUUUCUACUCCAGCACUCCUUGGAAAAGGAGCGAAGCAAUGGCGUAGUGGAGACUGGAUGUGCACAAAUUGCAACAAUCAUAAUUAUGCUUCCAGACUACACUGUAACAGGUGUAAAACCCAACGAGUGGCCCCCAUGCAACCCGUCAAUGUUGUGUAAUGUUGAAUUUUUUUAGUUAUAUUGUUGCUUGGCCUGGGUCUGGGGAGUUUUGCUUUUGAUUAUUUAGCUUGUAUUUUGCCAAAUUUUCAACAGGCUCAUUAUAUUUCGCACUAAGACAUAAGUGAUUUAUGCUCAGUGGCAUUGUAUUUUGUUUUCUUUCAGAAGUUUUAUGAUUUUAUAAAUUUUUCUUUCUAACAGAGCAUUUUGAAUGAGUUAUGAUUAUUGUAUUCACCUGAUUAGAUCAUUUA
This is a messenger RNA of Lotus japonicus, 1379 nucleotides long. RefSeq names its product ranBP2-type zinc finger protein At1g67325. Gene Ontology annotation, cellular component: cytoplasm. NCBI's taxonomy places the organism in Eukaryota, Viridiplantae, Streptophyta, Magnoliopsida, Fabales, Fabaceae. The record is from RefSeq and is a predicted model, not a curated record. The transcript is spliced from 7 exons. Bases 148 to 1131 code for a protein of 327 amino acids. Gene Ontology annotation, molecular function: mRNA binding.